AUAUAUAUAUAUAUAAGGCCUUUCAGCAUUUUUACCUUCAUUUUGUCAUCUCCAAGAUCUGGAAACCUUAGUACAUCCUUCUUUAGCUAUUUUGCUUCUCGAAUGAAAAUUUCGCCUUAAAGUAAUUUAUAGUUUGAAGUGUUCUACCAUCACUCGAGGAUGAGUCGGAAGCAAGUCGAGUUUCCUACGCUCAAAGAUGUGCUCAAAGAUGUGCCAGAAGACAUAAUAUUUUCUCUGUUUCCAGUUAACAGUUGGAGUGAUGACAUCCUAGAUAAUGCAGAAGGAUAUACAAUACCCCAAUUGUCUGAUGCCGAGAUAGACAAUCUCUUGUUGGAACUUAAGAAUAGUAUUUUAACUAAGAAAACUACGGGGUAUGAGAGUCGAAUGAUUGUUGCAGCUUCUUGUUAUCUCAGAAAACCUAACACUAGAAACUCGUUGUUACUUACAGAGAGAGUGUUUGGAGAGGAGAACUUAGACUGGAAACCUACACUAAGUCCUGCAAGAGCCAGUGGAAGCACGAGAGAAGAUAUUAGAGGCAAAGGAUCUGUUAAAACUCAAGUCUUAGAAAACAGAGAGAGUCUCUCACCAAGUGAUCGGUCUUUCGGUUUGUUCAUAGCAAGUUUUCUCUAUAAGGCCAUGGUGAAAGCCCCUGAAAAUGUAAGAAAUACCUGGGAAGCCUGUCAUCGGACAUACUCAAAAUUCUUUGAGGGAGAACUGCCUAAGAAGUGGGUAAGUCCUUCAGUAGAAUGGCUGGAGAAUAUCAAAAACCAAUUUAGCUUUGAUAGGAAAUCUACAAACACAGCAAUAAAGAUUGUGGUCAGAGUUGAGCGUGACUACAAUGAAGCUGACACUCCAGAAGCAGAAAUGAUUCGAUAUCUCUUUAGUCUUCCACUUUCCUACUCGGGGAUGCAUGCUUAUAAACUGUUUUGUGAUGUCAAAGACAAAACCAAGCAAGAGAAUGAGUGGCUGUUGUCUAUACUUCUUCAUCCGUUAACCAAAAAUGCCCUAUUGGAGAUUAGGGCGAUACUGAAUAACUGGGAGUUAAGGCCAGGGAGAACUAACACAGCAGUCAGAUAUGCUAGAAUAUUGGGACCGCAGUAUUUUCCUGCUCUACAGACCAAGAAUUGUCUUGCCUUAGUGUACUGUUUGGCCCAAAUUCUUCUCCACUAUGAGUCAACAAGUGAAUAUUCUGACCCGACAAAGAUAGUUGGAUUGGAUAAAUUGAGUGAUAAGCUCAAGGCAACAAUGAAAGGAGCAGCUGGUGCUAUAGUCAAUGAGGCUCGUAUUAGGAACAAGGGAGCAUAAUCUGAUGUGAUGUCUAAAGCUUUCACCGAAAGACCUGAGAAAAAUAAAGUUACUGUUCAAGAACCCAAAAGCAGAGUCCCGUUGGAACAAGUAUUAUAAAAGGAAUAAUUGAUAUGUUUCCAUGUAAGUAUUGUAAUGAGUGUGUAAGUUUAUUACUAUUCUAUAUUGUAAUGAGUGUGUAAGUUUAUUACUAUUUUAUAUUACUAGUAUAUGUACCCGCGUGAGCGGAUUGUAUCAAAGGAAAAAGAGCAGAGAAAGGUAAUCGGUAAAAACAUGUAUAUAUGAAUCAUGUUUGACGUA
This is a messenger RNA of Lycium barbarum (goji berry), 1605 nucleotides long. RefSeq lists its product as uncharacterized. The record is from RefSeq and is a predicted model, not a curated record. The coding region runs from base 160 to 1305 and encodes 381 amino acids. NCBI's taxonomy places the organism in Eukaryota, Viridiplantae, Streptophyta, Magnoliopsida, Solanales, Solanaceae. The transcript has 2 exons.